AUGGGGUCCGGAUCUUUCCUCAAGGUGCUGGCCAAGAACUUCGACGUCCUCGCCGGGCCACUAGUUUCGCUUGCUUAUCCUCUAUAUGCUUCUGUGAGAGCAAUUGAAACAAAAUCUCAAGUAGAUGAUCAGCAAUGGCUUACUUACUGGGUGCUGUACUCGUUUAUCACUUUGUUUGAGCUCACUUUUGCUCCGAUACUUGAAUGGCUUCCAUUCUGGCCCUAUGGAAAACUGUUCUUCAACUGCUGGCUAGUCUUUCCUUGCUUCAAUGGUGCUGCUUAUGUUUACGAGCAUUUUGCGCGGCCAAUGUUUGUGAAUCGCCAAAUAGUCAACAUCUGGUACGUUCCAAGGAAGGAGAAGUUGAGUAAAUCUGAUGACGUACUCUCAGCCGCUGAGAAAUAUAUUGAACUAAAUGGACCGGAAGCGUUUGAGAAGCUAAUUAGCAAGUCUACAAGUACAAAGCCUUCAAAGUUUAGGAGCACGAGGCGGUCAAUCUUGCAGGAGGCGGAAGCUGAAAAGAUGGGCAAGGCUGAGAGAGAUUCAUGGGGUGAAAAUCCAUUCUACGAUAAAAAUUACCGACACUAA
Triticum turgidum subsp. durum (durum wheat) is the source of this 585-nucleotide messenger RNA. Lineage: Eukaryota; Viridiplantae; Streptophyta; Magnoliopsida; Poales; Poaceae. The record is from the annotation of a GenBank genome assembly.